ACUACGUCAUCCCGGUGAGCCCUGACUCAAGACAGAAGGAGGAAGAAUGGCUGCAAGGUUACUGCUCCGCUCGGCUUUCAGAGCCUCCUCAGCCUGCAGGGCCCCGGUGUCUGCCCCGGUAUGUGCCCCGAUGUCUGCCCCGAGCCGCGGCAUGGCUGCUGGAGGAGGAAUUCCCACUGACGAGGAACAAGCUACAGGAAUGGAGAGGAUCAUCAUGAAGGCCAUGAAGGAAGGAACGGAUCCAUACAGCAUGAUGAAGCCAAAGGAGUACUCCGGCUCCAAGGCAGACCCUCACCUGGUCCCCUCCAUCACCAACAAGAGGCUGGUGGGAUGCGUCUGUGAAGAAGACAACACAGCCGUGGUUUGGUUCUGGAUUCACGAGGGCGAGGCCCACCGCUGCCCGUCCUGCGGCUCCCACUACAAACUGGUGCCCCACGAGCUCCCCCACUAACUCCUCCAUCACUCACUCAUUCCAGACGUCUGUCACAACUUCUCCAUAUUCCUCCACCUACCUGCUGACCUCAUCAGUCUUUGCUUUACACGACCUGUUGGUUUCAUUUUCAGAGGGAACAGAUGUGGUUUGGGA
Molecule: messenger RNA, 586 nt
Organism: Scomber japonicus (chub mackerel)
Lineage: Eukaryota; Metazoa; Chordata; Actinopteri; Scombriformes; Scombridae
Product: cytochrome c oxidase subunit 5B, mitochondrial-like
Exons: 4
Coding region: 47-451 (134 amino acids)
Biological process (GO): mitochondrial electron transport, cytochrome c to oxygen
Cellular component (GO): mitochondrial envelope
Source: RefSeq, a predicted model, not a curated record